Molecule: messenger RNA, 3527 nt
Organism: Mirounga angustirostris (Northern elephant seal)
Lineage: Eukaryota; Metazoa; Chordata; Mammalia; Carnivora; Phocidae
Gene: GNPDA2
Product: glucosamine-6-phosphate deaminase 2
Exons: 7
Coding region: 100-786 (228 amino acids)
Biological process (GO): carbohydrate metabolic process; N-acetylneuraminate catabolic process; N-acetylglucosamine catabolic process
Cellular component (GO): cytoplasm
Molecular function (GO): glucosamine-6-phosphate deaminase activity; identical protein binding
Source: RefSeq, a predicted model, not a curated record
GUUGCUGGGUGCUGGUUGUUUCCGCUGUUCCAACAUCGGAAGUGCGGGUGGGUCGGCAGAGUCCUGAGAUUUGUAUUCAGCAGCGCAUUCUCCAAGUUAAUGCACAUUCAGAAUGAAUCAGCACCAGAGGAAGGUUUGAACUUCUUGUCCUGGAAGCUGUGCAUCACCAUAAUGAGGCUUGUAAUUCUUGAUAACUAUGACUUGGCUAGUGAGUGGGCAGCCAAAUACAUCUGUAAUCGCAUCAUUCAGUUCAAACCUGGACAGGACAGAUACUUUACAUUGGGUUUACCAACAGGAAGUACACCUUUAGGAUGUUAUAAAAAACUAAUAGAAUAUCAUAAGAAUGGAGACCUUUCUUUUAAAUAUGUGAAGACCUUUAACAUGGAUGAAUAUGUAGGACUUCCCAGAAAUCAUCCUGAAAGCUACCAUUCUUAUAUGUGGAAUAACUUUUUUAAGCAUAUUGAUAUAGAUCCUAAGAAUGCUCAUAUCCUCGAUGGGAAUGCUGCAGAUUUACAAGCAGAAUGUGAUGCUUUUGAAAAGAAAAUAAAAGAAGCUGGAGGAAUUGACCUUUUUGUUGGAGGAAUUGGUCCAGAUGGUCAUAUCGCUUUCAAUGAGCCAGGAUCCAGUUUAGUAUCAAGGACAAGAUUAAAGACUCUAGCAAUGGACACCAUUUUGGCAAAUGCUAAAUAUUUUGAUGGAGAUUUAUCGAAGGUGCCAACUAUGGCUCUAACAGUUGGUGUGGGGACAGUGAUGGAUGCAAGAGAAUUUUUCAGGAAAAUUUUAUGAUGUCACUCAGCUCAAAGUACUCACUCUCAGCAUGACUACAAAGAAAAUUAUUAUGGCAAAACUAUUCUAGGACUUCAUUAUUUUCCCAGGGGCCCUAGUGCUUUGAUUUUUCUAUCAUUCUUUUGAAACAAGUAUCACAUCAUCAUACUUAAUGGUUUUCUUAUCUUUAAUUGUAAGGAGCUUAAUGUGUACAGAUUUUCAUUUGCCAGUGAUUUUAACUGUGAUGUGAGCUGUUCUUCAAUUUUAGUUUCAUUAAGAACAGAUACACUUAAUAAAAUUUUGAAUCAAUGUGUGGGGAAGAUGCUAUUAUUAGAUGGAAAGUACACAUGAAUGGUAAACUAAAUUUCUAAGUGGUUAGUGUAUCAGGAAGCAGCUUCACAGUUUGGCAGCUCUGUUAAUGAGGACCUUCUGUACAUAACCUUGGAAGUGACACCCUGGAAGUUAUUAUAGGUUUCCUUAAAAUUUGGGAAUUGUCAACUAGAUAAGGAACCACUCCAGUCACUACUUUAUCACUCUUCUUGGCUUGAGGCCUUCACACUGAUUACCACUGUGAAAUGCUCUACUUUUCCAGACCUUGCUUAGCUAAAACGGCACCUUUCAGUUUUCAACUUUCAGAAUUACCUUUCUUGACCAUAAUCCUCAUAGUCAAAGUUACUUUCUUCUAUUUUCUCUUAGACCACUCUGUUCUUUUCCUUUGUAGCACUUCUCACAAUUUCUGAUUGUUCUUGUAUGUUUACUGGUUUAGUAUCUUUUUUCUCACUAAUUUACAAUCUCUGUAAGUUUAUAGGUCAUGUAUAUCUAGCACCUUACACUGCCUGUCACAUAAUAGGUAUUUAAUAAUUGUUGGGAAUAGUGUGAAUGAAUUAUGUUCAUAAUUCAUGUUGGACAAAGUUCUAUCCACAGCUGUCAUUUACUUGAACCACCAAAUCUGACUUUUGUUGACUUUAGGCUCUUUGCCAAAAUCUAAAUUUACCUUCAAAGGAUUGAAAUUUGUUUUUACUGAGGUAUAUUUAAAGAUAAUGUCAUAUACUUUAAAGAUAAUUUCAAAAGAGAAAUUAUUUUCCACUAUUGCAACAUCUUUAUAAUUGUUAUAUAUAAUAAUAAUACUUUGGAUAUUUAUUCUUAAGGUGACGUAGGAAAAACUAAUUUAAAAAUCUGCUUUUGAUUUUGCUACCUUGCUAAAAGUCACCAAAGUCAGUAAGGACUUCUUCAUUGCUAACAACCGGCAUCUUUUCUGCAGGUCUUAUCCUAUUGGGUCUCUUUUCAUCAUCUACUACUGUUGACCAUCCCUCCCAUCAUAAAACUCUGCCAUUACUCUUCUUACUUUCUGAGCAUUCCUUCUCAGUCUGCUUCCCAAGCUUUUCUUCUUCAUCUGCCUUUUGAAUAUUGUUGUUCCCUAGGGUUUCAUUCUGGAACUGCAUAUUCACUCUGUAUGCUUUGGGGCAUGACCUUUUUUCUUUUUUUUUUUAAUACGUCAAUAGCAGUCACUCCUUGAAACGUUCUUUCAGUAGUUUCAUCACUAUUCCUAAAAGAUAAAGUACUCUCAGUACAGUGAUAAUAAUAUGUAUCUUUAUCUUGUACUCCUGAAGCUGCACGUUUUGUAUUUCCAACUUCCAGCUGACAUCUCCAUAUUUAGACUCCCUGUACUUAAGCUGUCCAAAAUUUAAAUUUAUCUUUCCACCAAAUUUGCCUUUCUUUUGAAUAUUCCCUCCUUUGGUGAGUAGCAACACUCACCAUGAAAAUUAGCUUGAUGGGGCGCCUGGGUGGCUCAGUUGUUAAACGUCUGCCUUAGGCUCAGGUCAUAAUCCCAGGGUCCUGGGAUCAAGCCCCGCAUCGGGCUCCCUGCUCGGCGGGAAGCCUGCUUCUCCCUCUCCCACUCCCCCUGCUUGUGUUCCCUCUCUUGCUGUGUCUCUCUCUGUCAAAUAAAUAAAUAAAAUCUUAAAAAAAAAUUAUAUGAGGUUGAAAAGUGUCAUUGUUUCUUCUCUACAUCUAAUCAGUCACCAAAUCCCAACCAUUUAACAAGUAACUUAGAGGUAAAUAAGGACUAUUAAGCCUAUGUAUCAGUUUUUUCAAGGAUUAUUGCAAACCCCUUCUCAAUCAUAAAAAUGGUAAAGAUUCAUUCUGACACAUACACACUCACAUUUGCACAUGUUCUUUGAUUUAUAUUUAUAGGCUUUUAGGAAUUUGGGACCAACAGCUUGGAUUUUCUGUAAUUCAUACGGGUAUUCUUAGUCUUGUGUGCUUAAAGGACAGUUCUUACAUUUAAGUAGAUCCCUAAUCCUUCUUUAAAUCUAGUUUUAGACAACUUUGAUAAAAUCUGUGAAAUAGUCUUUAGGCUUCUUUCUCUUUCAAAGUAAUAUCUACUGUAUUGAUUGCGUUAGAGCAAUUUGGUAUAUCAUUCCUAGUUAUGUAAAUUCUUUGUUGACCUGCAGUUCUGCUUUUGCAAAACAGCCCUUUUCUUUCUUUUUUCUUCAUUUUCCCAGGUCACUUACGCACAUCAGUAUCUAAUGUAUUAAGUACCUGCAUUAUGGUAUAUUCAGUAAUACUUCAUAAGAAGAUACUAUUUUACUUUCUUAAACCAGAAGUUACACUUUAUGCUUGCCUUUUACCUUGAAGAACAAAAAUAAAUACCUUGAACUGUGAAGAAAUAUGUAGCUAUUUUAUUUUACCUUCAGAAGAGUAUUGGUGCUAACAUCUUUCUUUAAAAAAAAAUAGAGCUUUUUAGUCAUUUGAAACAUGUU